AUGGGAAACUCGUCGUCGUCCGGGGAAGAGCGCCCUCCGCCGCCUCCGAGCUCAACUCGUGAUUGCCCGUCGACGGCGGCACGGGAACAGAUUGCUGUGGAGAUGCUGGCGACGGAAGAGACGUAUAUUAAGGGGUUGGAGACUAUGUUGAGAGUCUUUGGCAAACCGUUUCGUGGCUUGGAGAAGAAGGCCCUGGCAGAGCUGGGCAUGACUAUGGAUGAUGUUGAUCUGUUCUUUGAUGAUGUGGAGGAUCUCAUCGCCCUGCAUGCAAGUCUUCGCUCUCAUCUCAAAUCUCGCCUUACUCGCUUCUCGGAUCGCACAAAACUGGGGCCCAUCUUCUCGCCUCGCUUUCUCAAUCCCAUGCUCGCCCCGUACACUCGUGUCAUCACGCGCAACGAAGCGGCUCAGGCCCGGUUGAAGCAUCUCAUGGCCGCAAAGAAGACAGGGUCCAAGUUCAAGGCCUUUGUCAAGGCCGCUGUCGCCGACGAAGUUGCAGCUCUCACUGCUGCUGCUGGGUCCGAUGCGCCCAUGAUCAACGCCAUGGCCUACGACUUGUCGGCCCUCCUCCUUACCCCCAUCCAGCGCAUUCCACGGUAUCUGCUUCUGCUCAAGGACCUGGUCAAGCGGACGCCCGCCAGCCACGCUGACGCCCGCCCACUUGCGGCUGCCAACGCCGCCGUCGAGGCUUUUGCCGCCUCGCUCAACGAAGCCCGCCACAUACAAGAUGCGCGCGAGAAGUUUGCGCAGCUGGCGGCCACCUUUGUCGACCUCCCGCCCAAUCUUGCCGCGUCGCUGAGUGCGUCAACCCAUCGGGCGCGACUGACCGUCGACGAUGUCGCCGUGGUGGUCCACAUUCCGCCGCCGCCGGUGGCUCCGGGUGCACUGGCCACCUGGGACGCCGUCCGUUCGGCCGAGAUCGCCCGCCGCCGCGACACGAGGUCGUCAAAGUCCCUCGCCGCCGGCCGUGCUGUCGUCCUUGAGGGCAUGCUCGGCAUGGCCACGACUCCUAGCGCACGUACCUACAACGAGCGCUGGUUCCGGCUUCACGCCAACGGCCAGCUGGUCUUCUGGAAGUCCGAGGCCGAGACCGCGACCGCACCUGCCGAAGGUGUCGUUGUCCUCACAGACGUCGUCGCCCUCUCACUCCCGGCCGCCAACACCCUGCACCUCGCCACCCUCUCCCGCGGCCUCACACUUGUCGCCAACUCGCCGUCUGACGCUCAGGCCUGGACCGAUGCCUUUCGCUCCGUCCUCCGCAACAUCUUUGUCGUCUCGCCGCCGUGGCUCGACUCGUCCAUCUCCAAGCCGGACCGCAAGCUGUACGUCCUCGACGACAUGCUGGUGGUCACCAAGCACACUACCAAGCGCCUCAAAAAGGUCGAGCGGUACAAGGCCCACGCGGUGUUUGCCCGCGGCCCGCGCCGCCUUCCGCUGCGCUCGGUCCGCGUCGUCGAUACCCGCCGCUUGCUGGGCGUCGACGGCGACGCCGACGCCUCGGAGAUUGUCGCCGAUGGCGAAGCCGAGCCUCCGGCUGCCUCGUCGUCAGACGCAUCUGCUGCUGCAGCUAAGCUCUACGUGCUUGACGUCUUUACCACCCACGCCCACUACGACGUCGUCAGCCCGGCCCUUGCCGGCGACCGCUCCGCCCGCCGCCGCUCCCGCACCGCCUCGGCCGUCCUCGCCGGCGUCUCCGUCCCGGAUGAGCCGGUCGCGUCGUGGACAGACACCCUCGACGCUGGGCCACUCGGCACCGGCUUUGCCUGCCGCAUGGUGUUCAAGGACCACGCAACACUCGCCUCGCAGUGCUGCCGGCGACAACGGUCUCAACACCGCCGGCGGAAGUGA
Thecamonas trahens ATCC 50062 is the source of this 1845-nucleotide messenger RNA. RefSeq lists its product as uncharacterized. Gene Ontology annotation, molecular function: guanyl-nucleotide exchange factor activity. The coding region runs from base 1 to 1845 and encodes 614 amino acids. Gene Ontology annotation, biological process: intracellular signal transduction. The record is from RefSeq and is a predicted model, not a curated record. The transcript is spliced from 2 exons. NCBI's taxonomy places the organism in Eukaryota, Apusomonadida, Apusomonadidae.